Messenger RNA from Mizuhopecten yessoensis (Yesso scallop), 3924 nucleotides. RefSeq lists its product as uncharacterized. Gene Ontology annotation, cellular component: neuron projection membrane. The record is from RefSeq and is a predicted model, not a curated record. Gene Ontology annotation, biological process: synapse organization. The transcript is spliced from 12 exons. NCBI's taxonomy places the organism in Eukaryota, Metazoa, Mollusca, Bivalvia, Pectinida, Pectinidae. Bases 1234 to 2340 code for a protein of 368 amino acids.
AGCCGCCAAACUGAUCGCGGGUUCAGCAUCCCAUACCACAACGAUACUAGAUCGAUAUAAUGUUGUUAUGAUUUUGAAUAAAGCAGGAGUGUUUAGUGUAAAUGUGAUGAACCAGCGGUGUGUUUGUGAAUGAAGCUGAUACUUAAGCCACUACCUGGCGUUUGACCCUACAUCAAUCACACUUCGCCAUAGAUCAAUUGGCUUCCGACGGCACUAGAGGCUGUGCUCUUGUAUACAGUAGACUCGCACACAGCUGCCGUAGCAGUACCUAUACCCGGACGUAUAUAUUAACAGUACGACCACGAGUAACAUCGGGUUCGAAAAAAUUGACCCAACUUUCUUCAUACAAGUUGUGUGGUAUGUGCUCUAUUGUUUUGUGAUGUGAUAUCAGUUGUUGAGGCGACACCAAGACGACGAGAACGGAGUAACACACUUGCGUGAUUCAUAAACUACGCUAACCUGGGUGUGACAAUACUAACCUAACUUUGGAGUAUAGUAGGUGUACCUGUUACCUUGGUUAUAGUUUACAUGCGCGUUCUAGGUGUCCUUGACGGCAUAUUUUACCACUGAAUUGUGAAUGAAUCGUAUUUAAAGGAGUGUUCUUGCAAAUUGCUUUUCAGUUAAAUAGGAUUAAUUAAAACAUUGAACUCUGGACUUUAAUCUCAGAGGAUUACGUUACAGACUAGAGACAGACGACAUGAAGGGCACAACAACAGUUCGGCAAAUAACAGCCGAAUAAUAUUUUAUGGAAUUAUUCGCAUUGAAGUUGUGUGAGGAAAUGAGUUAAGUCAUCGCACGAUUUCUGAAUAGACAGUUCCAGUCAUCGCUUCAUUGUGUCGGUACACCUUUGUUCACUGUCAACAUGUCUCGGUAUAGUUGUUACACCUAUGAAAAAAUUGUCUGUGGUUCCCGAUAAUAAGUUUCCAGAAACGUGAGUUAAGUUAUUUUGGUACCUCAAUAUUUAAGCAUUAUUUAUUUUCCUGGUUCUCUCUUGGCGAUCAGUCGACCUUAUUAUCAGCUUUGCAGUGCCCAAGGUUUACAAAUUAAGAGAAAGUCAACCUCGUCACGUCAGCGCCAGCGCCGGGUGCUCGGGCAAUAAUUCAAACAUAACCAGUGAUCACAACAACACAGCGAGAAGAGGCAAGGAAUAUUCGUCGAGAGCUGUCAGUGGUAAAUGUUGAUUUGCUAUUUGGUGUGGGUAGAAAAGAUGUGGACGUUACAUUGCCGCCGUGGAUGGCACACAGUACAUGUAAACGCGGUAAUGGAUCUUAUUUGUCAACCAUAAGGCUCUUCUGUGACACGUGGAACUACUACUGUCAAAUCUAUAUAACCAUGAAAAGCUCUCUUUGUUGGAUCUACUGGAUUAUCAAGUGGUCCUCCAUACUCCUUGUCGUUCCGUUUUCUCAAGGACACCAUAAAAGAUCGUGGCGACAAGCGUCCCACACGCCGAAAGUGCGAGGUCUCAACUAUUUCCGUAAUCACGCAAGACCGAUUUUCCUGCCGACCAAACAGAACGUCACCGUACAUUUGGGCCAGACAGCUCACCUCAAGUGCAAGAUAAAAUACCUGGGCACAAAAGCUGUUCAGUGGCGGAAAAUACCUCACAGCUAUCCAUUAACGAUCGGAGAUAUGCCGUUUUCCCCGCGGGAAGAAAUUAGUAUAAACCAUCGAGACCUAGACGAGUUUGUGUCGCAGUGGACCCUAGUCAUCAAGGAGACCAAACCUGACGACACGGGCAGUUACGAAUGUAAAGUGAGCGCCAGUGAAACUUUCACAUAUACAGUAAAUCUUGUCGUUCUAGAUAAACCUGCGUAUAUUGAAAAAACUAUCUGGCUGCAGGGAACGGAGUUCGUAAGUCUUAGCCAGAUGAUAAACCUUACGUGUAAUGCCACUGGUGUCGACCGAGCACCAGAACAUAUAGACUGGUUCCAUAACGGCCACAUUGUGCACCAAAGUGACCCCAAGUGGCGGGAUCGGCUCAGGAUAUCAAUGUUCCAACCGGAAGUUCCGGGGAGAUCACUAAUUAGUCAGCUGAUUAUAGACUUCAGUCGUCUAACAGAUCAAGGGAACUAUGUCUGCCGGAGCUCGGAAAAGAAAACCACGAGUAUAAACGUGCAUGUUCUCAACGGGGGUCGUUUUCCUCCAAAAGAAAGCGGUGGUAGGUUUGUGAUGACAGAUGGAACAAACGGUGGAAAUAAAGCUGAAAAAGACAAUAUAAAGAAAAGAUAUGAUAAUGAACGUUCGCGAACCUCUAUUCCAGAUGAGCGAGAAAGCCAAGCAGCACACCUUACUUCGAACUCUGUGUUACUCUUUCUAUCAUUAUUACUGGCGAUAAGAUGACAUAACCAUCAAGUCUAAUCACCUACUGAAAUGUGCCUUUACUCUGGAUAUACACCUCUUGUAAAUUCGUCCAAACAUGCCACAGCGUUCACCGCUCCGGAACUAGGGUUUAUUUUUCGCCCAAGUAUGGGUAAAGUGGGACGGGACUAAUGGUGAAAUGUGGUCGCGUUAAUAUCAUACACGGACCCAAAUCAUGGACGUGCGUGCUGACCACACUCGUUGACAGAGGACUGUGACUUAUACCCAUUCUGUCCUGGGUACAGUUUUCUCCGAAAGGUACUGAUGUUACAAGUUGACAUUAUCAAAAUGUGUUGGCUUAUUAAGGCUACUAGUGUGAAAGUAUGCAACAUGACGGUAUAUAGUUCACCGACAUGUCUACUGGUAGUGCCAGUCUAUACCGUCUAAGCGGCGAAUGUGGAAUUCUGUUCACCUCUUAAUGACGUUGGAAAAACGACAUAUUAAUUAGAUUAUUGAGAGAACUGAAGAUGUUUUACAUGCAUGACCCAAACCAGCGACUUAACGUGUGGCACGUCGUGCACUAUGCACCAUGCAACACGUAGUCAUUGACUGUAAGCCAAUAGCAAGCAAACCAACACAUGACGGAUUCCAUAAGCCUCUAUCCAUAUAAGGUGUCGCUCGUUUUAUAAGACAGUCCGGAGAGUAUGAAACGCAAAUAUAAAGAAACAAAUUAGUCAAUGUUGUGACACAAACGUGAACUCCCCUAUUUAUUUCUCAAAAACCAAAUAAUAUGAAUGAACACAAAAUGUAUUUCAUAUCAUCCUUUUGUACCAUCUAUUCUCAGGUUGGCUCUGACUCGUCUCAUUAGGGACCUUAUAUUUUGCAGCACUGCAAAGAUCGUUGUAAUAAUGUGAUUAUUUAAUAAAUAUCAUACCAGACUUGUGUAAAGUUAUACUGGAAAGUAAACGGGAAAAAUAAUAUCAGCUUAUAAUAUUUACAACAGUUUUGCAAAAAGUUAUUUGCAUAAUAGGAAUAUCAUACUGAUAUGUUUUCCAUAUAUUUGUUUUUCCAAGUUAAUGUGCAAUAUUUUAGUAUUAUUAUCAUAAAGGUUUAUGUUUACUCUACCUAUGCCGGGUAUCUGCAGUUAUAAUAUACUAAUUAUAUGGUAUCGCAUUUUGUUGAAGAAUAUGUAUUCAUUAUAAUAAGUAACAAUGCUGUAUCAUUUCAUACAUGGUCAUUCAUUAUUAUGUGAGCAACAUUACUUUGGCUAGGUGAAACAUUGACAAAAGCAUGAUAUUCAUAUUUUCCUUCAUUUACGUUAUUGUAAUCGAGGGUGUCAGUGAAAAACUAUGAUGACAGUGUUAUGUGUAAACCUGAAUGCCCAAAAAUGAAGAAAAACAAAUUCAGGUCCCUCCGCUUUAAUAAGUCAAUAGCCAAUGAUACAAAAGACAAACGAUUCUCAAUCAAUCCUUCUGUAUAGUCUAAUAGCCAUGUUGUACGCCAGGGUGCCGCGGUGAUAAAGUGCUUAAGGCGUUCGACAUUCUGCUACCUCUAGCCUUCCACCACUGUGUCGCGGGUUCGAGACCUAAGGCCGGUAGUCAACAGGUACUGGCCGUAGGUCGUUGG